ACUCUGGCAAUAUCGAUUUUUCUGUUUGUUGAAUCACCACCAAAAGGGAGAUUUUCUGGCAGUUCCUCCUCUCAGUUCUUUGUGCAACUCUGCCUCUGUGCCAUCUCCCAAACAAUUUCUGUACCCAUUGACUGAAAAGUGUCCAUUUAGCCAUUAAUUGAUACCCCAAAAAGUAUUUCAGUGCUGAGAUAGAGAACCUCCUGGUCAAUUGAUUAGAAAUGUGGGGGCUUUAGUGAAACUUUUUUAUUGUGGCUUCACAGAAAGUACGUCUGUAGCUUCCCCCGGAGUGAAACGUACCACCCACACGGUGUGAAAAAUCGACUGAAACAAAAAAGGUGAAAAAGCAGGAAUCAUCCCAGGACAAUGGCUCUAGACUUUGCCACAACAUACAAAAUCCUCGUCUUGGGUGACUCCAAUGUCGGCAAAACUUGCAUCGUGCACAGAUACUGCGAUGAGAGAUACUACGACACAUAUAUCUCCACAAUUGGAAUUGACUUCAAACAGAAACUGAUAAAUCUGGACGGGGUUCCGGUGAAGCUGCAAAUCUGGGAUACUGCGGGUCAGGAGAGAUUUCGGACACUCACAACGGCCUACUAUCGAGGUGCCAUGGGGAUUCUGCUAAUGUACGAUGUAACUAACUUGGAGUCCUUCAACAAUCUAGCCUACUGGCUUAGAAAUAUCCAUGAGAACGCCUCACCAGAUGUGGUGACUGUCCUAGCGGGGAAUAAAUGUGAAUGUCCACCUACACAACGCAUGGUAGAGAAGGCGCGUGGGGAAAAGAUUGCUGAAAACUUCGACAUUCCCUUCUUCGAAGUUUCCUGCAAACAGGACGUCAAUAUUGAGGAGUCAUUUAUCACACUGGCCAGGAGAAUUCGUGAUCAGAGAGACCGCCGGGGUGAAAAUUUUGACCAGGAUGACAAGAGACAAGAUUCAGGAUCUGCCAAUGGAUUGAGCAAUUCGUUCGUUCUGGGUGGAAAAAAUUCAGAAAGUGGUCGCUGUGCAUGUUAAUUUUCAUCCUGGCCAAAGGAGGAGACAUUAGGUGGCCCAUGAUAUGGAAAUAGAAUAAUCAUUUGUAAUAUAGAGAUUUAAGACAGAUUUUUAGGAGAAAAGGAGGUCUUUUUCACAGACAUUGCAGCCAAGAUGAGAGAGUGUAGAGAAAAUAGGGGGCAAUUCAAAAGGCAUUUGGAGUACAAGUUUUUCCUCUGCAAAUUUUCUAUGAAACUUUUCUUAAGGUUGAUUUGAGAUUUUUUAAAGUGUUAAAAAAAGUGAAAAAAGUCUAGGUUAGAUUUCUGCAAUAUGGAAUCAGUAAUUUUAAACUUCAUCGUAAGGAACCCAAGAAAAUCUUUAAAAUUGAUUUCACUCCUUGUUGUAUUUAGUAUAAAGGUUAUAUCAAAUGCGAGGUUAUGUUGGCCUAACCUCUAAAGCAGCAUGGCGGAUGGCAUAAUAAAAGCACAUUUUUAUCCGCAAAUAUUAGGUUAGGUUCAACACUGGUAGCACAUUUUUUAUUAAUUCUGAGAAUGUGGUGAAGGAGUAUAGUGCGGCUGAUCAUAAUUGGCAAAUUGCUAAAGAUAUCGUUUCUAAGGACAGAAUUGCUUGGGCUUUCAAAAGUUUCAAGCCGUUUAAAUCAGCAGGAAUAGAUGGCAUCUUUCCUGCCUUAUUUCAAAGAAUCACGCACAGUAAAAAGCUUUUCCUGGAGCUGUUAAGGGAUAUUUAUACAGCUUGCCUUGCUUUAGGCUACAUCCCUGGUCUAUGGCAAGAGGCCAAAGUUGUGUUGAUUCCCAAGCCUGGCAAAGCUGAUUAUAGUGAAGUAACAUCAUAUAGACCUAUAAGUCUCACGUCCUUUCUGCUUAAAACCUUAGAAAGGAUCUGUGAGAGAUUUCUUAAGGAAAAUAUUUUAAAAACUAAUCCACUACAUCCUAGCCAAUACUCGUACAGAUCGGGCAGAUUCGUAGAAACCGCGUUACAUAGUGUAGUAGGUUGAAUUGAAAAGACCUUGUCCUAUGGUGAACUAUCAUUAGGAGCAUUCUUAUGCCCUAGACACACUUACGACUUAAGCCGAGAGACGACAUAUUGAAAAAUGAUGGAAAUGUAGUUUUACCAUUAUUUCUAAUAUAAUUACACUAAGUCGUCUCUCGGCUAAUCCUCAGGUCUGUCAAGGCCCUUAGAUAUUCGACAGAGUAGGCCAUGAUAUUAUAAACAAAGCAGCUGAAAGAAAGGGUAUACCCGAAACAGUUAGAAGAUGGUUAUAUGCCCUUCUAACUAACAGGAAAAUAAGCGUUACAGUUGGAGAUCAAACGGUUAAUGCCUCUAUUCAUAGAGGCUGUCCACAGGGAGGGGUAUUAUCUCCCAUUUAUGGAGUUUAGCCGUUGAAGAUCUCCUUGAAACGCAUAAUGAUAAUUAUUUUGCACAGGUUCAACAGUUGAACCUAACCUUCAUAGUAUAGAAAAUGAUGCAUUAUAAAACUUGGAAGGCGUUCGAAAUUACCAGGAUGACUUUAAUUGUCUCAUAAAAAGUAAAUUUUACUGAUAAAACUUGUUUUAAGAUAAAUAAAUUAAAAGAAUUUCACAACUAAAACGAACCGAAUAUUUUUUGAAUUAGAACCAUUUUCUCCGGUGCUUCCUUAUUAUCACCGAAUUAUCUGAAUUUCCUCGACAAAUUCCAUUGAUUUAUCAACAAAUUAUAAUGAUAAAAUAAGUAAGUGCGUUUCGCAAGAAUUUUGUUACAUUUAUCAAAAUACUGUUCCAAUUUGAGGAGUGGGAAAUGUCAUCCAUACCCUCAAAAUAUUCAUAUUUGAGGAACUUUACUGAAAAACCUCUUUUUGGAAGUUUCUUCAUCCUUAAACUUUCUCACUGAAACGUUCUAUUAUUUUGAGGUUAUCUUCUAACCAAACUUUAUUUUGACUUCGCAACGUAACCUCUUUCUAUUCCAAGAAUUCCUUCUUGGGAUGACAAAUUAUCUUAAUCAACAGGGUAGAGAAAUUUUUGAUUGAAAAACAUGACUAAAAAUCGUAUCACAGUGGUCGUUUAAAUUUUAAUUGUAAUAAAUUCUAACCUCAGAAAUAUAUUAGACCUUGCCAUAUGAAACUUUAUUGAAGUGUUUCUUUAAAUUCGGAUAUAAAUACUUGUAGAUUUUAGAUUUAUUAGGAGAAAGUAGCAUUUUAUAUUGACCUUGGAAAAAUCCUGAUAAGAGACAACCUUCUUUUUGAGGUUAGAGCAUACAUAACCUCAAAUUCCAGAAUAACCUCUUGACUAAAUAGUUCGAUCAAACUUAGUAAAACAUAUAUACUGGCAUAACAAAUUCUUAAAUAAUUCAUAGGAUAUAAGUACAUCGCUUUGUCAAAUGAAUGACCUCUUCAAUAGAGCAACUCACCCAUCCUUAAUUAAUUUAUUUUUUUAAUUUAACAAUGAAUCAAGUUAAACGAUUGAUUAUUUUACUUCAUAUCAAAUAAAUUUUAAAUGAUGAUAUCAGAGAGAAGCAAACUUGUACUCCAAUCCAACUACUUUAGUGAGAUAAUAAAUAUGAUGAGCUGUUUACCUUUCAUAUCAUUUAUCAACAUGGGAAGAAAUAAAAUUUUCUAGCUAACAAAAUUAGCAAAGCUUAAAGGACACAUCGAAGAGAAUAAAAAGUGACAUGCUUCUAUCAAAUUGUUGAAAUUCUGGGCUAACAUUUUUGAUAUUCAAACCAUUUUCCCAAAAAACUAAACACAUCCAAAAAGUCAUUUAUAGAUGUUUACAAAAUAUAAGAUUUUUAGUUUUAGCGCACAAAUAUUAAAAAAAAAGUACUCGCAAGAAUUUUGAGAAGAUUGAAUGCCAUCAUUCUUAAAGGACAAACUAAUUUAAUUUAAUUUCUCUAUUCAGUUUUUCUUAUUUUCUUGUUCUCAUCAUCGAACCCACCGAAAAAUUUGCUCAAGUAAAUUCUUGAGUUGUCCUAAAAUUUAAAAAAAAAAAAAAACAUUUCAAUGCUAAUAAAGUUUGUCCUGCGCCUGAAAUUGUGCCUGCUAUUGGAAAAAUCACUCUCUUCUCUCUAUAUCACCAAUUUUACAUCAAUUUUUUCCAUCUUUAAAAUUCCCGCAACGAGUCUUCUUGCAGGAUUUCCAUUAAACUAAGCUUAAUCUUGAAAAGAAUACAUGUUUUUCUUUUAUUUUGGGACCAGAAACAUUAAGAAAAGGUCUCAUAAAAUCCAACCAAAAAAAAAUCAGCGAGAAAAUUUCCGAGACAGAAGAGAUUAUUCAAUACUCCAAUUUUAAGAUAAUCCCUAAUGAGACUUGAAUGAAAAACAAAAAAAAAACAUGUUAAAUACUGCAGUCUUUUGUAC
Messenger RNA from Phlebotomus papatasi, 4314 nucleotides. It is a transcript of the gene RabX4, whose product is annotated as ras-related protein Rab-8A. The record is from RefSeq and is a predicted model, not a curated record. Lineage: Eukaryota; Metazoa; Arthropoda; Insecta; Diptera; Psychodidae. The transcript is spliced from 5 exons. The coding region runs from base 364 to 1008 and encodes 214 amino acids. Gene Ontology annotation, molecular function: GTPase activity; GTP binding.